Molecule: messenger RNA, 3273 nt
Organism: Carassius auratus (goldfish)
Lineage: Eukaryota; Metazoa; Chordata; Actinopteri; Cypriniformes; Cyprinidae
Product: 5-hydroxytryptamine receptor 6-like
Exons: 3
Coding region: 1275-2780 (501 amino acids)
Biological process (GO): chemical synaptic transmission; G protein-coupled receptor signaling pathway, coupled to cyclic nucleotide second messenger; adenylate cyclase-modulating G protein-coupled receptor signaling pathway
Cellular component (GO): dendrite; plasma membrane
Molecular function (GO): G protein-coupled serotonin receptor activity; neurotransmitter receptor activity
Source: RefSeq, a predicted model, not a curated record
UACAAGCAUAUCUUUUUUUUUUCAUCUGGCAUGCUUAUGAUUGCACUAUUGUAAUGUUGGUUUUUACGUAAAGGUAAAAGUACAUAUCAAAAUAAGUUCUCAUGCAUGACCUUGUUCAGAACUAAGGCUUCAGGGAAUUAAUGCAGGCAUGUUGGCUGUAAUGAUAAUAAAACUAUCAUAUUUUGCUUUUGUCAGAUGUAUACACAACUGUACAACCGUUUAGGAAGAUCUUUACAGCUUUUUCCAUCUUGGAAUAAACUUUCAUUUCAAAACCUUUUUUUUUUUUCUCAGUUCUAAUGUGAUCACUAUUAUCAUUGUAUAACCUGUAUUGUAGUCUGUGUUUUGACAAUCAACAUAAUUUUUUUUUUUGCUUGAGGUACCUAAUAUCAAAGUCACGAUGAAGCACAGAAGAAAAAGUGUUCACGCACACACGAAAUGUCUUGUUAAAUUACAUUUGAAUCAUUUGGUAGCAAUCUUAUAAAAACGUUUUUUUGUCAUAAACCUUUUUUUAGAUGUUAAUUACUUGACUUAACCCUGAAUGACAAUUGGCUGUGAAUGUGCAUAAAGUCGCCAUACUCAGACAUGCUUUAUGCCCAGCAGCAGAGUGUGGAUCCCACAGACACCCUGAAGUGGACGAUAUGGGGAUUAGGAGGGCGCAGGGAACAGCAAAGCCGCCAACACAGUUACCUCUAGUGUACUUGUCCGCUUCUUUUUACUCAAUUACAGUUACACAAUUACUGAAUAAAAAACACUGAGCUCAUCAAAAUGCAUUUAAAAAAGCAAACCGAGAGAAAUGGACCAAGAUAAGUUUGUUUUUUAAUUCACUCGUCUAAAAAUAUCUAUACAGUGGUCUUGCUCUUGUGACACUCCCUUUCUUUCUCUCACACUCUCUCGUACCGAAGCCCACCUCUCAGUUGCCCUCCCCCAAAGAGUGUCAUCAUGACACGUAGCUUUGAAAUACUCUGACAGGCACAGAAUUGCUCAUACUGGCGCUAAGCGUUGACGAAGCCAGACUAUUGACAAGGACAUGUGUCAUUUUAUUGCUUUGCUCAUCUCACGUUAACAAAUGGAGGGAUGGCAGCUGAAUAUACUUGCACUGGUGUGACUGAGGAACAGAGAGGGAGUGAAAUCACCAACCUUGCCAGGGGAAAGAUGGAAAGGAUUACUCUAAACAGGACAUCUUGAUCUUUUUUGCACCACCUGAGGUGGUCUGCAUCAGAUUUCAGUGAGGUGACCCGCAGAUCAACUGUUUCACAUUCAGCAUCACUCUCUCAAUGCACUUGAAAAACGCUGGAUGUGUGUUCGCUUCAUCGAGACCACAGGAAGCGCACACAGUCCUAUUCAACUCUCCGAUGAUGAGUGGCUCACCUAUCCCUCGAGUAGAGGCAGGAUCAGUUGUGGAUGCCAGGAAUGUUCCCAGGAGCUUCAAUGACAGUGGUACUAUCGGUGAUGGCUGGAGCAUUAGUGGCAGCGGUCCCUGGCUUCUCGCAGUCAUGCUGUCCCUCAUAAUUCUGGUGACAGCUUGUGGGAACAUUUUGUUGAUUGCCUUGGUGUUCGCACAUCGGUCGCUGCGCUGCACCUCCAAUUGCUUCCUAGUGUCCCUCUUCCUGUCAGACUUGAUGGUGGCUUUGGUCGUGAUGCCCCCUGCUAUGCUCAACGUGCUGUGUGGGACCUGGGUGCUGGCGCCCGGAUUCUGCCCCGUCUGGCUUUGCUUCGACGUGAUGUGCUGUAGUGCCUCCAUUCUCAACUUGUGUGUUAUCAGUCUGGACCGCUACCUCCUCAUCAUCUCUCCGUUGCGAUACAAACAGCACAUGACCCCGCCUCGUGCCUUGCUUUUGGUAGGUGGGGCUUGGGGGUUGGCAGCCCUCACGUCCUUUCUGCCAAUAAAGAUGGACUGGCACAGUCUUGGUCGCACACAAGACCUUUCCGAGAACAAUCCAGCCAAUGCCACAGUCUCGCAGUUGAGUUUCCUCUACCCCUCUUCGUAUUUCCACCUUACCACGUCAGGGAUGCUGUCCAUGCAGUGCCGCCUGCGGGUGACUCUCCCUUUUGCCCUCGUGGCGACCUUUCUGACCUUCUUCUUGCCUUCUACAGCCAUAUGUUUUACUUACUGCCGGAUCCUGUUGGCGGCCAGAAGACAGGCACGACAAGUGGAGGCUCUUACGCAUCCUACUUACCCACAUCAUUCACCAGGCGAACCAUCUCAUCCUCUUUCUCCUGGUCAUGCCAUCCAGGAUGGAGAUGACUACAGCCAUCAGGAGCCACCCGUGUUGCGGCAAGCUCUGUUGUCGGUGAACAGUGAGCGCAGACUGGCACACAGGCAGAGGAAGAGAGCUCUGAAAGCCAGUCUUACCCUUGGAGUACUCCUGGGUCUCUUCUUCAGUGCCUGGCUUCCCUUUUUUAUCACCAACAUGGCACAGGCGGUGUGUGAGUGCGUACCACCUUCCUUCUUCGAUGCCAUCACCUGGCUGGGCUACUGUAACAGCACCAUGAACCCAAUUAUAUACCCAAUGUUCAUGAGGGAUUUCAAGAGGGCUUUGGCACGGCUUCUACCCUGCUGUUCUUCAUCUCAAGCCCCUCGUAGGCCAUCGUUGCCACUUUCCCUUUCUCUACGCAACUCAGGGGAGCCACAACUACCCACUGAACCCCCCUCCCUUGUGUCCGACCCGCCUCAACUACCAGCGACGGCUACAGACGCUGUUAACCUUCUCGAUGCAGAACAUGCUGGGAUUAACCUGCCUCUGCUGCUGCCCAACCAGGUCGAUACAGUAGACGACUGAUACGCCAACUGAGACAACAAAAGAAGCGCAAUAUACUAGUGUUGUCAAAGUCGGUACUAAAAAAAUUUAAAUGUCACGGUAACAGGUUUCUUUAAGUACCGGUGGUACCGAGGACCCGGUAAAACCCUGGUUCUUGGCGCAUACAGCACUAUGACUUCCACGAAGCAGAAAACGCGGACGGAAUCUCAAAAUCCAGACAUGAAAAUGAAUCUUACAUUUUAAUAUGGACAGUCACGGAAUUUGUCAAAGUUAGCAUAAAUUAAUCAAAUCUCCAUAUGGACCAGUAUCUAUAAAGGUUAAGCCAUAAAAGUUAAGUUAUUGAAAUAUGAAUCCUGCAUGUUCUGCGCGUCUCUGUGUGAAUGAAUGCAUGGCAGAGACGUGCGGGUUUGUUUACUACACAGACUGAAGCACGGGACGCUAAUAAUAAAGUAAUUUCAGCAUCUGCCAUCUCAUUAAGGACAUCAAUACAUAAAUAACAUCACCAGAACUGUUC